Molecule: messenger RNA, 1173 nt
Organism: Triticum dicoccoides
Lineage: Eukaryota; Viridiplantae; Streptophyta; Magnoliopsida; Poales; Poaceae
Exons: 6
Coding region: 646-1023 (125 amino acids)
Source: RefSeq, a predicted model, not a curated record
UAUGACGGGUGGGCCUUGUUGGCUGAUGGUCCCACACAAUGGUAGUUGGGCUUGUUUUCUUCCGCGUGCAUAUUGACCGGGUCAUCCAGCGGGAGAUAAAAAUCGUCCCCGCCGCGCCCGGCACACCUCCCUCCUCCACUCCACUUGGAAGCCUUCGUCUGCGGCGUCAUACCACUGCCGGGGUGCCGCGCAAGAGGUCAGGGUCCGCCGCCACCGCGAGCCAGGGGACGCCCGUUGGUGAGCCUGCAUGCAGGAAGCCGACGGGGAGCACGGCGUCAACAAGCCGACAGGAGGCGGGGUCUUCCCGCUGGGAUGGAGGAGCAGGCGAUGGCCGGGAGGCCACCGGUGGGGGAGCAACGAGGCCCGAGCUCUAGGAUCCGCACACAUUGCGGGAUGGAGAAGAGGCCGGCGUGGGGCGCAAGGAGCAGCAGGGGAAGAACAGUGGGGCUUUCAUCUCCUCUCUCAUCCCGACUCCUACAAACCUCGCCACUGGUGCUUGCUCGGCUUACUCAUUCUCCUCCUCUCCCCAUAUUUUCCUCUGUUGUUUGUGUUCCUUCAAUUUGCAGCGAUUGUGGGAAGCAAAUGUACGUGGGGAGUUGUUCUACUCUCUCCCUCGAGGUGGGUUGAGUUGCGGUUUAGGUGGAGAUGUUGGUGCUGUUUGAGACGCCCACUGGGUUCGCCGUAUUCAAGGUUCUGAACAAGGGCAAGCUCGACAAGCUCAAGGAUCUAUGGAAGGAGUUCACCACAUCGGACUCGGCGAGAAAGAAUGAAGUGGCAAGCAUAGAAGAAAUGCAGAGCCAGUUUCCCUCGGAUGCAGUGUAUUACACUGAGUCUGAGGAUACACAACAGUCUAUUGAGGCUACUCCACCAUCGGUGAAAAUCCCCUACAGAAUGAUGCUGGAUGUCCUUUUAGAAUCUUUGGGUCUGCCAUUGGCUGAGUAUCGAACCAAAGUAUGCGAGGAUGGUUUGAAGUUACAAAGAAUCCCAUUUUCGUUCAGAUAUGCACGCCUUUUUUUCAUCUAGAAUCUUUGCAUUUAGGUUUAUAUUAUUGAUUCAGGUUCAGCUGUUUAGAUCAAAACUGUAAUCUUGCGUGUAGAUUGGACAGAUUAUUUCUCACUUUGAGGACUCCGUUUUGUUCAUCGGAAAGUUUUCCCAGUGUCGUUCUUCCAAAAA